CUCGGCGGUACAAGCGCUCACACCGGCUCCUGCACUCCGCAUGUGUCGGCUGUUAGCCGGUCCGGAGGAGGGCUGCAGGGACGGGACCGCAGCACCGGGACAAAAACAAAACCUCCAUGCUGGAUGGACUGAAGCAGCGACUGCUGGAACAAGAGAAAAACAACAUGAAGACAACCACCCUUCACCACCCAGGAUUUGCUUUCUCACAAAAUGUAGCAUUUUUGCUCCAUCCGUCACACUGCUUCAUCCAGACAGGCUGUGAGGAGGACGUUAUGGAGUGACUGCGAACAGAUGAAUCACAUAUGAGUGAUAGAUGAUGUAACAAUGAUUUGGGCUGAGUCGUCUAGCUGACCAUGGAGCUGAUUGGACCAACGGAGAGGCAGAAAGUGUUUUCUCUCAUACAUUCACUCUGCCAAUGACAAAACAAGUUACAAUCUCAGGCAGUGGAGAGGCAAUGACCUAAUUUAGAUUAAAUGACCUCAUACUGAUAAGUAGCCAGCCUCCGCACUGGGUGAUGGAACACAAUCACAAAUGGACUCUUAUCACUGUGGCUGGAGUGUGUGAGGUUACAUGAUACUUCUGUGUGUGGAUGUUUAACUCAGAGGAGUGAGUUUUGAUGCUACAUGAAGCGAUGUUGCGGCGAGGACUGCUAGCCUGGGUCUCCCGGGUUGGAGGCGUGCUGGUGCUCCUCUGCUGCUCCCUGUCGCUCCUCUAUGUGAUGACCUGCAGUCCGCCACUGUCCGUUGACCCACCGCUGAGCCAUGCUCUCCCCCGUGCUGGACCCAACCACCCCAGCCUGGGAGGCACAGGGCCGGGGAUCGGUGCAGGCACAGGUGGGACUGGAGGAGCCCGAGCUGCUCAAAACGGUGGACUCCCAGGUGUUCAGUCUUAUCAGGUGCUCCUCCAAGAGCGUGAGGAGGAGCAUCGCCUCCAAAUCUCCUCCUUGAAGAAGCAGAUAGCUCAGCUCAAAGAGGCUUUGCAGGAGUGUAGCCAGCAACUGAAAGGAGUGCAGGAGAGCCUGAAGAGAGCUGCUGGGGGCCCAGCAGAGGGACAGGAAGCUGGGGCCGGGUCACAGGGAGCGGGUCUCGGGGAGGCUCAUGGAUCAAAAAGCCAGCAGACGGACCUCCAGGAGUUCCUGCGGAGCCAGCUAUCAAAGGCCGAGGUGACCGCAGGCACCAGGCUGCCCAGCGAAUACGCGGUGGUGCCCUUUGAGAGCUUCACCCUGCAGCGGGUGUACCAGCUGGAGAUGGGGCUGACGCGUCACCCAGAGGAGAAGCCUGUAAGGAAGGACAAGAGAGAGGCGCUGGGGGAGGUGCUGGAGACGGCGCUGCACAGUCUCAACACGCCAUCAUCACAGCAAGACAGCAGGAGCGCAGCAGAAAAGACUAAAACAAGCAAAGUGUACACACCGUCCGACUUCAUCGAAGGUAUCACCCGAACAGAGAAGGACAAAGGGACGCUGUACGAGCUGACCUUCAGAGGAGAGUCCAGUAAUGAGUUCAGACGCCUGGUCCUCUUCCGUCCCUUUGGACCGCUGUUGAAGGUGAAAAACGAGAGGGUGGACACAGCCAACGUCCCCAUCAACAUCAUCGUCCCGCUGUCUAAACGCACAAACAAGUUCAAACACUUCAUGCAAAACUUCAGGGAAGUCUGUGUGCGUCAGGACGGCCGGGUCCAUCUGACUGUGGUGUAUUUUGGGAAAGAGCAGAUGAGCGAAGUCCGCAGCACUCUGGAGAACACAUCCAGGGAAGUUAAUUUUAAGAACUACACACUGCUGCAGCUGGAUGAGGAGUUUUCUCGAGGACGGGGUCUAGAUUUUGGGGCUCGAGCCUGGAAAGGAGGAAAUGUGCUGCUUUUCUUCUGUGACGUGGACAUCUACUUCACCGCUGACUUCCUCAGCUCCUGCCGACUCAACACGCAGCCCGGUAAAAAGGUGUUCUACCCGGUGUUAUUCAGCCAGUACAACCCCACUCUCAUCUACGGAGGUCCUGAACACGUCCCACCUGUGGAGCAACAGCUGGUAAUCAAGAAAGACACGGGGUUCUGGAGGGACUUCGGUUUCGGCAUGACCUGCCAGUACAGGUCUGACUUCCUCAACAUCGGAGGUUUUGACAUUGACAUUAAAGGCUGGGGCGGCGAGGAUGUCCACCUGUACAGGAAGUACCUCCACAGCCAGCUCCUGGUGGUCCGAGCGCCGUCACGAGGCUUGUUCCACCUGUGGCACGAGAAACACUGCGCUGACGAGCUCCCUCCGGACCAGUACCGCAUGUGCAUGCAGUCUAAGGCCAUGAACGAGGCGUCGCACGGCCAGCUGGGGAUGCUGUUCUUCAGGCACGAGAUUGAGGCUCACCUCCGUAAACAGAAACAACAGCAAAACCCCAAGAAGACAUGAAGACUUAGAGAUGGUGGGAUGAUAAUCACCGCAAUGACUGCAAUCAGUUGAAAUGACACGGAUGAUCAACUGAUCUGAACUCGAUCCGAUUUUACAGGAUUAGUUCAACAUUUUGGAAAAUAUGCAUAUUGGAUUUCUUGCCGAAAGUUAGAAAAGAGGAUGGAUACAACUCUCAUGUCUGGACAUGAGAGUACAUAAUAAAUCUAAAGCCAUAAGGUGAUAACAUUUGCUCAGCAUUGAGACUUGAAAAGCUGCCUACCUUAGACAUUAUAUCUCUAAGCCAUACAAAAAGAGAAGAUUUAUGGUGUGUUCAUACCAGACGCGAAGCAAAUUAUUCCCGCACAUGAUGACAUGCAAAGUCAUUGCAUUCACAUGACACUAAUAACGCAAAUACCCAAUUUUCGCCUCUUCACGACUUAAAAAUGUUCAACUUAAGUGAGAAAUUUUUGUGACGAAGUCUCGUGAAAGCCUAUUUCACACUGAGAUUCUUCUGGAUAGCAUAGGCCGAAUUCCAAUCAGAAAACAAGCGUUUAAAAGUUGUUUGCUUGUUGUCUUGCAGAGAGACCUGACAAAGCAUGACUUUAUACUUUUUACACAUCAGCAUUAUGAUGUUGUCAUUUUCAAAUACUUUUUAUACGUUAAUUGUGGUUAAGUCGCAGCAAAAUCUGAUUAUUUUGCAUUCAAACUCACGUGGAAGCUUCAUACAGUCAUCCAGACGCAGUGAAACUCAUCAAGGUGUGUGCACCUUCAGAUGAUGUUAUCAACCCACACACCAUUGAAUUAGGUUUCCAACAUAUUCGGGACUUUAGCAGCAAUAGUGGUUCAGUCAGCUACAGUUGAUGACAAUUAGAAAUUUAGUUGUUGCUUACACCAGAAUGCCUUGUGCGAGUAUUUACGCGUUGUGUCACGAAGUAUCACGAGGCAAAAAUUAUAUCUGGUGUGGAUAGGAGCAUAGAAAAUGCAAAUUUUGGCAUAAUGGGUGGUGUGAAUUUGACUAUUUCUUGAAAGUAUGGUGAAGAAAUAGAAUGAUAUUGGAGUGAGCCAUGCUGGUUGUUUCCCUCUGUUUCCAGUCUUUAUGCUAAGCUAAGCUAACUGUCUCCUGGCUGUAGCUUCCUAUUUAUCAGUCAAAUAUAAAAGUUGUAUCAAUCCUUUCAUCUAACAUGCAGCAAGAGCGUGAAUAGGUUAAUUUCCCAGAAUGUUAAACUACUCCUUCAAUGGAAAAUGUGAAGACUCCUUUAUUUGCUGAGGAAACAGAGCACUUUGUUGCUCUGAAAAGGACAAAAUACAUUAAGAUGAAAUCACACUGCCUGGAGGAUUCAUCAGCACAACUGGAGUUGGACAGCAGACCUCCUGUCUCAAACAUUCAUUUUUAAUUUAAUGUUUCUUUGUUUUUUCCUCUGUAACUGCAGCAAGGCCAUACAGAAAGAACACACAGCACCUAAUAAUAAUAAUAAUAACCUACAUUUGAAAGUGUUUCUGAAUCGUGUGCCUUCUGUUAAUAAAACCUGAACACGCGUCUGUUCAGGGCGGCCAGUGAGAAGUGAACAUUGAAGUGUUUAGGUGUAGGGAAACAGCGCCACCUGGUGGACUGAAGGUGAGCAACAUGUCGGUGGAUGAAGGACUCAUUUAAAGCCUACAAUGGCCUUGUAAAACAUACUAUUUUUUAUAAAUUGUUCAUUCUUUUAUUUAUGUUUGCUAUUAUUUUUGUAAAUGCCAUGAUGGAUAAGGAUUGUUAUUUUAGUAUCAUAGGUGGGCCAUUCACAGCUAUAAUAAAUGGUGCUGGGUUCAAUGAAUGAUAGUACCUAAAGGUUUUUGCCAGCAAAAUAAUAUUUUUUCUCAAUAAGACUUCUAAAUAUGGGACAUAUGUUUUUAUGCCCAAAAUGUAACUUAAGACAAGUUUAUUUUUUAAAUGUUUCAUUUAAGGAAUAAAACCUAAUGUAGACUAAUUUGUGCUCUUUGUCCCAUCCAUGGACACGUAAUGGAUAAAGAAAAAGGAGUAUUAUGUGACAGUACACUGUUCUGACAUAGACGAUGACUUUGCAAGUCAGAAUUAGACUUAAAACUUAAUAUUUUGGUUUCUGUCAAUCAAAAUACAUGACAUGUAUUACUGAGCAGUGACAGAAACUGAAGACGUUGUAAGUUAAGAGAUGUAACUGCCUUGAUUGUUUCGGUAUAUGUGUUUUAAUAGCUGUACUUUUGGUGGAUGACCAAAGAUGUGAAGAGAGGCACUUUUUGAAACAUGUUUUCAUUGUUUUUCAUUUGAAACAUUUAUUGUAAAAUAAAUACAUGGAAUGACUUUGAAAUGUAAAUUUCAAGUUAUUUUUUCACUUCAUGUAAAUGAGUUGAAUAAAACAUAUUUGUGCA
Molecule: messenger RNA, 4756 nt
Organism: Centropristis striata (black sea bass)
Lineage: Eukaryota; Metazoa; Chordata; Actinopteri; Perciformes; Serranidae
Gene: csgalnact1a
Product: chondroitin sulfate N-acetylgalactosaminyltransferase 1a
Exons: 8
Coding region: 617-2392 (591 amino acids)
Cellular component (GO): Golgi cisterna membrane
Molecular function (GO): glucuronosyl-N-acetylgalactosaminyl-proteoglycan 4-beta-N-acetylgalactosaminyltransferase activity
Source: RefSeq, a predicted model, not a curated record